This is a messenger RNA of Effrenium voratum, 1593 nucleotides long. The record is from the annotation of a GenBank genome assembly. NCBI's taxonomy places the organism in Eukaryota, Dinophyceae, Suessiales, Symbiodiniaceae.
AUGGGCGGCAACACGGUGCUGGAGUUGAAGUACCACGUGCUGCAUGGCAGACUUACCCAGGCGAAGAAGCUGCUGGCAGCCUCGCAGGUCUCCCUAGAGGAAGCGGCAGACGAGGAUGGCAACACGGCGCUGCAUUGGCUGGCGCAAGCCCUCACGGAGCCGGAGAAAGAGGCAUCGGAGCAGGAGAUGCUGGCCUUUCUCUUGCAGAACGGCGCCCCAAAGAACCGCCAGAACUGCUUAGGUGAGACGCCGCUGAUGUCAGCUGUGCGCUUGGCGAUCCUGGAGCCGGCCCAGGCGGCCGCCUUUAUUGAGGACCUGUUGGUCAAGGCCCGGGUGGACCCGAGCCGCGGCGACCUGGUGGGCGAGACGCCACUUAUGGAGGCCGCCGCCUCUGGCUUGGAAGGCAUUGGGCGAUUGCUCCUGGAGCACCGUGCGAACCCGCUGGCCGAGAGCGAUAGCGGUCUAACUGCAGCGAAGCUGGCAGAACAGCACCAAGCCCCGGAGUUUCUGCAGUUGCUCAAGUCUCCACUCGCCGAGCGGGCUUCCCAAGAGGCCAAGAAGGAAGACUCUCAGGGCAGGACCAUGGAAGACCGGCGAAAGUUUGCGGAUUUGCUGAGGGAGAAGCAGGCGAAGAAGUUCGAUCAGACGCUCUUCGGACAGAAGCUGCGGCCGGGCUUGGCGCAUGACAAGGAUGGGCCCGGCAAGCCCUACGCGGAGCCAGCCUGGCAGAGUUACAGUGGUACGGCACUCUGCACGACAUCGACUGAGGGCAGUUUUGGACCGAAGGAUUUCGCGCGGGAGGAGUUCGAGCUUCGGAAAAGGCCCCCGAUCCCCACCGAAAUGGCGUCAACGGGCCUGCUGUUCUCCGUGGGAUGUCUCGCCAUUGGCAUUCUGGGGUUCAAAAGGACCGUCCUAAGAGGUGCGGAGAUCAUUCAAGAUGCGGCGGAGGACUGGGAAGCCCGCAGGCGGCGAGUGCAAGCGCUGGCGAAGAGCGGCAUCCCAGCGGAGAAAGCGCUGAGGCAGAUCAUCGCACACUUGGAGGACGCGGACGAGCAGGUCCGCCGCUGCGCGCUGGACGCCGGGGUGCGGCUCCUGAUCCCCCCGCCGCCCACGGAGGACAUGGAGCCCGAGGAGGCCGCUGCAGCGUGUGCCGCACGCUUGGCAGCGCAGCAGAGCGCUCUGGGGCGAGAACUGCGGGGGAGUGUGCUCAAGCAGCUGAAGAGCGACAAGGACUGCGGGGUACGCCAAGUGGCGCUCACCGCGCUCGGCCAACUGGUGCCACGGGAGGAUGAGGAGGUGCUGGCGGCACUGCAGCCCUGCCUGGCGGACGUGGACGACGACGUGCGCUCCGCCGCGGCGGCGGCACUGGGGCGUCUGGCGCCGCGGGAGGAGGAGGAGUGGCUUGAAAAGCUUUAUGAGCUGCUGGAAGACGAUGAUGAGGGCGUGCGGCUCAGCUCGGUGGUGGCGCUGGGACGCUUGGCGCCCAGGGGCCACCGGGCCACCUGCGCGCGCCUGGCGCAGCUCGCGCGGGAGGAGGAGGAGGACAAAGUCCGGCGAGCCGUUGCGUCUACGCUGCACACGCUGCGCUCUUGA